Cladocopium goreaui is the source of this 426-nucleotide messenger RNA. Lineage: Eukaryota; Dinophyceae; Suessiales; Symbiodiniaceae. The record is from the annotation of a GenBank genome assembly.
AUGUGGCGCCUGGCCUUGUUGGCCGUUGUGGUGUUUGAUGUGUCCGCCGUGCGGCCCAUGGGCGAGCAGCACUCCAAAAAUCGACCAUCGCAAUACCAGCGAUGCCGUCUCAAGACAGAGAUGGGCAUUGGAGACUGCCUGGAGUUGGACGCUAGCGCUCCCGAAAGCUCGGAGAAGUUUGUGAAGGUGAUGUGCCAACAAAGCGGCCAGUCCUUUCUGGGCCCUGGUACUACCUGCGCAGAGAUGGGUUUCGCAUGCACAAUGAAGAGUGCCACCGCUGAGGAAAACGAGGCACCCGGUGGAGAUAGCCUCGGCCGAGGGAUUCAGGGCCAGUUUUUCAUGGGCAAAUGUGAUGAAAUUGGUGGGUUUGAGUCUUCAGCCUCUUCAGCUUAUCCAGCUUUCAAACACCAAGUGAUGCCAUGUUGA